Nicrophorus vespilloides is the source of this 1857-nucleotide messenger RNA. RefSeq lists its product as uncharacterized. NCBI's taxonomy places the organism in Eukaryota, Metazoa, Arthropoda, Insecta, Coleoptera, Silphidae. The record is from RefSeq and is a predicted model, not a curated record. The transcript has 2 exons. The coding region runs from base 1 to 1857 and encodes 618 amino acids. Gene Ontology annotation, cellular component: membrane. Gene Ontology annotation, molecular function: ligand-gated monoatomic ion channel activity.
AUGGCAUCUUUGGCUGCAUCGACAACAACCUUUUCAAUGCUGUUCCGUGUAAUGACGAACGUUCUAUUUGUGAAAUUGGUUUCGUGUCGUUUGGAAUCAUUACCCGAUGAUUUAUCGGAACGACAAUCUCUGGCUGAGUGUAUUUCCAAAGCAUCGGAUAUCUACUUCCUCGAAAACGAGAUCAUUACGUUAUCACUAGCUACAAGCACUGCAGACUAUAUGAAGUCGCCUCUAGUAUUGGAUAGAUUGCUGCUCUACGAGCUCUUCAAUAAAACGAAAUGGUCCAUUUUGGUGAAGAAACCUAAUCAAAUUAUCAAAGUGAAAUCGAUCCACUCUAUAGAGUAUAAAAAAUCGGAUUACUACAUUAUCCAAAUUAGGACGUUGCAGGAGGUCGACCAGGAUUUGGACCAUCUGAAGCAUCAUCCUUCAUGGAAUCCCCAUGCCAGAUUCAUGAUUAUAUCAGUAACUUAUUUUAACCAUCGCAUGUCCGCAGUGGCAGCUGUUAUUAAAAAGCUUUGGGAUUUGGAUAUACUCAAUGGAGUUAUACUUUUUUCCAAUAAUAAUCGCAGCACUGUAUUCAACGUCUACUCUUGGUUUCCUUUUGCCAACGGAAGAUGCGGCGAUAACUUCAAUCAAAUCCAAUUAAUAACCACUUGCAGGUUUGGUAUUUUCGAUAAUGAUAACGAUUGGUUCCCAGAGAAGAUUCCGCAUGAUUUAAAUGCUUGUCCGUUUAAUGUAAGAACUUUAGUUUUUCCUCCAUUCGUUAUGGAACCUGAGAAUAAUGAAAACGGAAGCUGCGUAUUCAAAAAUGGGUUGGAAAUACGCUUACUUGAUUUAGUAGCUGAAGUGGCCAAUUUUACUACAAAGUAUAGCAUAUCUGGGAAUUUAAACGACUGGGGUACUAUUCAUGUUAAGGAUAAUACUAUUUCCAGUUUGCUAAUCCAAGGUAAAAUGGAUCUUGGAGUAGGUUCGAUGUCAGCAACAGUUGAUAGGCACUUCGAACUGGAUUGGACUGGUUCGUAUUUUUUGGAUGCUUUAGGGUUUUGCGUUCCACAUGCUGAAGAGAAGCCUCAAUGGAAGAAGCUUUCUGGAAUAAUGCAUGGUCAUGUUUGGAUGGCAAUAGGCGCUUCAAUUAUUAUCACAAUCAUAACCACUUACAGUUUUAGCCGUAGAUGUACUUGGAGCAACGAAUUUACCACUUACAAGACGUACUUUGGGGCUUCCCAGAAAGUCCUUGCAAUUUUCUUAACCAAUUCUAUCAAUCGUCUACCAAAAACCAUCAACGUUAGGAUCAUCAUCAGCGUGUGGAUAAUAGUUAGUUUCUUCUUAACCACAGCUUAUCAAACUUGCUUGAUGAGCUCUUUAACUAAACCAGAUUAUGAGCCGCAAAUUAAAACAAUCUCAGAACUCCUCGAUGCAGAUAUGGAACUGCUCUUUGUCCAAGCCACGAAGAGAUAUUUUGAUUCAGAAGUUUCCACGGAGGAUUCAAAAGAAAUGUUGAGGCGUUGGAAAGAUUGCCCGAGUAUCGACGAUUGUCUACAAAGAACAGCCUACAAGAGAGACAGUGUUGUGGUAGCCUCAAGGCUGUAUACAUCCUACGCUGAAAGCGGAUACAAAAGCUCGGAUGGGUUGCCAUUGCUUUAUUGUUUUCGUCAUAGCAUUGUAACUUUCCCAAUAGUAAUUUAUAUGAGGAAAGGUUUUCCUUUGAGGGAUCGAAUUGAUAAAAUCGUGGAUAGAAUCAACUCCGCAGGAUUCUUGCAGCAGUGGGAGAAGAGCUUAUUCGCAAGGAAGAAAAUAAAUUCGAGCGAGGAAUUCCAGUAUCGGCAAGACGUUUAUUUAGGAUUGAAAUGCAACUAA